Molecule: messenger RNA, 876 nt
Organism: Talpa occidentalis (Iberian mole)
Lineage: Eukaryota; Metazoa; Chordata; Mammalia; Eulipotyphla; Talpidae
Product: translation initiation factor IF-2-like
Exons: 1
Coding region: 1-876 (291 amino acids)
Source: RefSeq, a predicted model, not a curated record
AUGUUUCACUUGACAAAAAUUGGUGUGCAACUCCACUCACCCGAAAGGGGUGUCCACUUACGUGCCCUCCACCCCAAGUGUGACGGGGGCAUUUCUCUGCCGGGGAAGCAGCCUCCAAAAUACCCAACCCAGCGCGAGAAAUCACUACCUCGCCCGGGGACGUGGCAAGCGGCGGCCUUGGAGCAACCCCCGGCGCCCGCAGCCCUCGGCGCCCGCGGCAGGAAGGCCGGCCCGGCCCCGCAGAGGGGCGCGGGCCCGCGGGGUCCUCGCGGAGACGCGCUCCAGCGCGGACGGAGCCCACCGCGCGCGGGCGGCAUCCCGGGAAGCCAUUGCUCCCGCCGCCGCCCGCCGCGGCGUUCGGGGCCCACCGCCUCAAGGCUUCGUCGGCCGCCCACGCCGGCCCUUCCGCCGCCGCUCGCAGCCCGCGGGUCCCCGGCGCCGGGAGCUCCCGGCCGGGCCACUUACCCGCCGGCCUCGCGCCCCUCGCGCCCUCCGCCGCCUCGCCCCGCAGGCCGCGCUCCCGGCCCCGCCCGCCCGCGGCCCCGCCCCGCGCGACGCCAGGGCGGGCGGAGUCUCGGGCCGAGGCCGGGCCCCCCUCCCCGCCGCGGCGCGCCCAUGGCUGACUCGGCGCGGGCCCGGGCCGGCGGCCUCCGGGCCCGGUCUCCCCGCGCCUCCCGAGGAACCGCAGGUAGGACGGGCCUCCCGCCACGUUUGCGCGUGAAGAACGAGCCCCGGCUGGGUCCCCAGCGGAGGCGCGCGGGGCCCGCCCGGAAAGGGGCGGGCUCGGGCGGAGAAGGCCCGACGCUUCCUGCGGAGCCCCCGGCCGGCGCCGCUCGGCCAGGACUUCCCCCUGCCUGGGCUGUGCCCUGUUUCUGA